UGGGUUGGCUUGCAUUCAGUUGUCAAUUGCCAUGCCAUACCAAGGCGGGAGAUAUCUACCUCCCAUAGCAACUCCAAUUCAGACAACAUAUCAGAAGGACUACGUCAGUCAGUCAGUGGAACCCCCAAAAUCCUUUAAAUUCAGAUCUAUCAGCAACUUACCUCCGAUUAACUAUUCAAAUUAUCGUAAUGUAAGCAAAUCAACGAAGUACAGGGACGAGUACCAAGGAACUUUUGGGCCAGCAGCUCCGAGCGCCAAGCCACCCCCAUACGACUACCCUUCAGAGGACCCUAUUGGGGUAUCGACUUACAAAGCGAAUUUUAGAGAGACUAACUUUCCAAGACAAGGUCCUCACCCCACUUCACCACUGCGGAAAAACAAUCCACACCCAAAAACCAUGACCAAUGCGUUUAAUUACCCGAACAGGGGUUAUUGGGUAUGGCCACACAGACUGCAACCAAUAAAAUUUCAAUAACUCUGACUGAUGAUCACAGCUAAUAAAGUAACCUCAAGAUGUGUUUUGAAGAGUU
Pocillopora verrucosa is the source of this 530-nucleotide messenger RNA. RefSeq lists its product as uncharacterized. The record is from RefSeq and is a predicted model, not a curated record. Lineage: Eukaryota; Metazoa; Cnidaria; Anthozoa; Scleractinia; Pocilloporidae.